Messenger RNA from Setaria italica (foxtail millet), 928 nucleotides. Its product is annotated as NAC domain-containing protein 104. Gene Ontology annotation, molecular function: DNA binding. The transcript has 3 exons. The record is from RefSeq and is a predicted model, not a curated record. Gene Ontology annotation, biological process: regulation of DNA-templated transcription; system development. Lineage: Eukaryota; Viridiplantae; Streptophyta; Magnoliopsida; Poales; Poaceae. The coding region runs from base 111 to 713 and encodes 200 amino acids.
CUAAGCACUAAAGCCAUCACAUUAAGCAAGCACUCCUCCCUCCAUCUCCCUCAUAGUAGCCUUCCCCCUGCUUCUAGCCUAUCUACUUCUGGCUUGCACCUCACCUCACCAUGGGUGGAUCUUCUGACCUUCCUCCAGGGUUUCACUUCUUCCCCUCAGAUGAAGAGCUCAUCGUCCAUUUCCUCCGCCGCAAGGCCUCCAUGCUUCCAUGCCAGCCAGACAUCGUCCCAACAGUACUUCUGAACCACUACAAUCCAUGGGAACUGAAUGACAAAGCACUUCAAGCAGGUAACCGGUGGUACUUCUUCAGUCAUGCAACCCAAAGUAGGGUCACACCAAAUGGGUAUUGGAGCUCUAUUUGUGCUGAUGAGAUAGUAGAAAGUGGUGGCUGUAACGUCGGCCUGAAGAAGACACUUAUCUUCUCCAUUGGAGAGCCCUCUGAGGGGAUCGAAACCAACUGGAUUAUGCACGAGUAUCACUUACUGGAUGGAAGGAAGGGGAGUGGCAGUAGCACUUCAACCAGUUCAAGCAGGAAGUUGCACAGGAAUAAAAGUCACUCAAACACGGAGUCUAACUGGGUGAUAUGCCGAGUGUUUGAUUCAACCUGUGGAUCGCAAGUGAACUACCACGAGGAGGGCAUGGAGCUUUCAUGCUUAGAUGAGGUGUUCCUAUCCCUUGACGACUAUGAUGAAGUCAGUUUGUCAAAUAAUUAGAACCCUUAUCAGCAGAACUGGUAGUAGGCCGUGCACCUAUGAUACCAUUUGAUGUUGAUUCUAGCAGGGAAAGUUACUCCAAAAGGUCAAAUGAUUUCAUAGGUGUUGAACCUAAACACUGCAUCUAGACCACACAUGUAAUUAUUCUCCUCAAAGGACAAGGAGCAUGUAACAGACUUGAGUUAGCUUUAUAUAACUAUAGCUUUACAAGGUUA